Messenger RNA from Guillardia theta CCMP2712, 2949 nucleotides. It is a transcript of the gene Msh2, whose product is annotated as Msh2 mismatch repair muts-like protein, meiosis and mitosis. Gene Ontology annotation, molecular function: ATP-dependent DNA damage sensor activity; mismatched DNA binding; ATP binding. The record is from RefSeq and is a predicted model, not a curated record. The transcript is spliced from 27 exons. Gene Ontology annotation, biological process: mismatch repair; mitotic recombination. Gene Ontology annotation, cellular component: MutSalpha complex; nucleus. The coding region runs from base 1 to 2949 and encodes 982 amino acids. Lineage: Eukaryota; Cryptophyceae; Pyrenomonadales; Geminigeraceae.
AUGUCAUUCCGAGGCAAGAGGACCAAGGCAGAGAAGGAGCCGGCUAGUGUGGAGGCGGCCGAUGAUGAUCAGGAGGACACCAACGAGAACAUGGAUGGCGCUGAGGAAGCAGCCCAGUCUCAGCCCAGCCUGCAGUUAGAUGUGGGGGAGGCUCAAGGCUUCAUUGCCUUUUUCAAGAACAUGCCAGAGCCGGCGUCGAGGACGAUUCGUUUCUUCUACAGGAAGAAGGAAGGAGAGUUCUACAGCUGUCAUGGGGAGGAUGCCGUGUACAUCGCUCAGGAGUGCUUCCACACCAUGUCUGUUCUGAAGCACAUCGGCAAGAACAAUGAGCUGCCUGCUGUAGCAGUGUCUCCAUCCAACUUCAACAGCUUCGUUGUACAGCUCUUGACAGAGCGGCAGUACCGCGUUGAAGUGUGGGCAGACGUGAAGGGAGGGAAAAAUGGAUGGACUAUUAUCCGACAGGGCUCCCCCGGAAACCUCGAGGAGUUUGAGGAGAUCGUCUUUGAUACCUGUGGGGAGACGCAGGAGACGCCGACAGUUGUUUGCGUUCAGAUUGUCUCUGAUGGAGCCGGUUGGCGAGUUGGACUUGCUUACUGCGACAACACCCUCAAGAUUAUCGGAGUUUGCGAGUUCCUCGAUGGGGAUCAGCUCACCAACCUUGAGGCCGCCCUUGUACGACUGGGGACGAAAGAAUGUGUUGCUGCAGAGGACAAGAUGAGAUCACCUGUGGAGGGGAAGAAGUUACGAGAGAUCUUCGACCGAUGCGAUGUCGUGCUGACUGAGAGAAAGUCUCGAGACUUCAGCACCAAGGACAUCAAUCAAGACCUUAACAGAUUGCUCGGGCCAGAGAGCUGCAAGCUCAUAAACAUGGAAGACGAGAACGCGUUGUCGUCGGCUGCUUGUCUGAUUAGGUACCUCGACCUCCUGAGCGAUGAGAGGAAGUUCAAACUGCAGGAGUUGAAAUUGGACCGCUACAUGAAACUCGACAAGGUAGAGAAGGAUGAGGCGCAAGAUGGAAACAGAAACAUGUCUGUCUACACGCUGCUAAACAAGUGCAAGACGCAUAUCGGCUCUAGACUUCUUCUUCGAUGGAUCAAGCAGCCGCUCCUUGACCCGCAGGAGAUCGAGACGCGUCUGGAUCUGGUUGAGACAUUUGUCAACGACGUUCAGCUCCGACAGUCCAUGCAGGAGAUCUACUUGCGACAUGUUCCUGACCUUGCUCGACUCGCCAGAAAGUUUCAGGCUCUAGAGGACUGCGAGACAAGCAAAGGAUCGCUAAUGAAAGAGAAGAUGGUGGAUCCUCUGAAAUCUCUGGAGGACGACUUCAAGCAGUAUGAGAGGCUUGUAGAACAAUCCCUCGACCUCGAGGGGAUCGACAACCACGAGUAUCGCAUCAACCCUAACUACAGGCAAGAGAGCAGAAAAGGGAGAGAUCGGGAAGAAUUCGAGGAUAGCGGGGGAGAGAGGGAGCGAUGGAUGUUUUAUCUCACAUUUCAUGGAGCAGUCCUGAUCUCCAGCGUCUGGCGGAGAGGAAGGAGGAGCUUCGAAGAGACAUUGAAAGGCAAGAGGACUGACAUACAGCAUGAGAUCUUUGUUGAUUCUUCCUGCAGUGAGAGGAAGAAAGCCGCGAACAAGUUGGGACUAGGGGAGGAGAAGGUGAAGCUUGAGAGGAACAAGGACAAGAUUUACAUCUUCAGGAUAACGCGCAAAGAUGAAAAGGUUCUGCGAGGGAAGUGCGGAUCUUUCAGUGUGCUGGAGACAAGGAAGGACGGAGUGAAGUUCACUAGCACAGGACUUCGUCCCUUGUCUGAAAGAUACAAGGAAGCAGACGAUAGCUACUCGGAGAUCCAGACGUCCCUGGUGGAGAAGGUGGUGGAAGUCAUCUCCACCUACGCCCCAGCUGUCGAGAGCUUGAGCGAGGUCAUAGCAGAGAUUGAUGUCCUUGUCUCCCUCGCCCACGUGGCCUCCAACGCUCCAACGCAGUACGUUCGUCCCCUCCUCUCCCCAGCAGGUCAAGGCGACCUGAUCCUCAAGGAGUCGCGGCACCCGUGCGUGGAGGUCAUGGACGACGUCUCCUUCAUCCCCAACGACAUCGAACUGCUCAGAAGCAGCAGCAGGUUGCAGAUCAUCACGGGGCCCAACAUGGGAGGAAAGAGCACGUACAUCCGUCAGGCGGGUGUGAUCGUGCUCAUGGCUCAGAUCGGCAGUUUCGUCCCCUGCUCCUCUGCCGAGAUCUCCAUCUGCCACUCGAUCCACGCGAGGAUCGGAGCAGGAGACAAUCAGCUGAAGGGAGUGAGUACCUUCAUGCAGGAGAUGCUCGACACCUCCUCCAUCCUCAGCUCAGCCACCGACAAGUCGCUCAUCAUCAUCGACGAGCUGGGAAGGGGAACGUCAACCUACGACGGCUUCGGCCUGGCGUGGGCCAUAGCCGAGCACAUCGCCAGCUCAAUUCGAGCUCCCUGUCUCUUCGCCACUCACUUCCACGAGCUGACGGAGCUCGAGGGCAAGGCCGAGGCCGUCACCAACCGCCACGUGACUGCCCACGUGGCGGACGGAAAGCUCACCAUGCUCUACCAGGUCCGGAAGGGCGCGUGCGAUCAGAGCUUUGGCAUUCACGUUGCAGAGCUGGCUAAAUUCCCCGAGCACGUGGUGGAGAUGGCGAGGCAGAAGGCAGAGCAGCUGGAGAUGUUUGGAAACGCCUCGUCCUCUAACGAGGACGCUGUUGGGGAACCAGCCUCUAAGAAACGCAAGACGGACGAGGCGGCAGGCGAGCAGGGCGAUCACGAGGAGGGUUCGAGGCUGAUCCUGCAGUUUCUCAAGGAUUUCUCAGCUCUCCCCUUCGACUCACUCGCCCCCUCCGAGGCUUGCCUCAGGGUCCGGCAGAUGCGCGACGAGAUGGCGAGCAAAGGCAACAAGUUUGUCGAGAGUCUCCUGCUGCAGCCCGCCUGA